Messenger RNA from Megachile rotundata (alfalfa leafcutting bee), 16071 nucleotides. RefSeq names its product histone lysine N-methyltransferase trithorax (gene trx). The record is from RefSeq and is a predicted model, not a curated record. Gene Ontology annotation, cellular component: histone methyltransferase complex; nucleus. Gene Ontology annotation, biological process: positive regulation of DNA-templated transcription. Gene Ontology annotation, molecular function: DNA-binding transcription factor activity; histone H3K4 methyltransferase activity; protein binding. NCBI's taxonomy places the organism in Eukaryota, Metazoa, Arthropoda, Insecta, Hymenoptera, Megachilidae.
CGCGCGUAUUUCGCGGCUAUCAUCGAAUUUAGCCGACGUUAACCGAUGUUAAACGAAGCCUGUAAGUUUCCGUGUGUGUUAAGUGUUCGUUGGUGUUCAGUUGGUGCGCCUCGACUGGGCAAAAUCGCGUAAAAUGGAAACAGAAUUUCGUUGUGAGGUUGAGGUUGGCCGUUGAAAUAAGUGAACAUGGGAAGGUCCAAGUUUCCCGGGAAGCCGCCGAAGACGGUCACCAGGAAACGGAUCAAAGUUCUCGGCCAGCCCGAGACAGCCCAAAGCGAUUCGGUAACCGUCGCCGAGAACAUCUAUUACGGACUUUCCCUGUUCAACGAAACAUUUGGUGACAACGAGAAGGAACAUCCACCAUUCCAUGGUUUUAGCACUAAAGAGGCUAAGCUUUCCGUGUCUUACAUAAAAACGCAACAACAUGACACAGAAAACACAUCCGUCAAACCGCCACCUGAUGCCGUUGAUAAUCCUGCACCGCAGUCCAAUGAACAAAAUGUCACUGAUAUUAAAAACUCUUCUUCGAAUGCUGAGAAUAACGUAGAGAAAUUAUGUGAUAAAAGUGUGAAAGCAACAGAAGAUAUUAAGAAAGAUGUGACUAUAUUAAAUUCCAAACGUGCUACUAAAUUUCAUAGACCUAAAAGCCGUAAAAGUUGUAAAAAUAUUAAAUUCUCCAAUUUCAUGAAAACACCAGUAUUAAAAUCAGUGAAUAAUAUCUUAGAUCAACAUCAACGAACAAGGCAACUACGUAAUAGUACUGCAAAGAGAUUAUUACAAAGGGCAAAAUCUAAUAGUAACAAUGCACGUAAUAUGACAGCACAGUGCGGUGAUAAACCGAACGCUGUAAGAAAAUUUAUUUUACCAGUUCGAAGUGCCCAUUCGUCGAGAGUAAUUAAACCUAAUAAAAGAUUUAUUGAAGAAUUGGAAGAAAUUUCUGGAGCGGAGCACAGUGAAAAUGAAGUUGGUACUCACGUGAAGAAAGCUAAAUUUGCAUUAAAUAAACUUUGUAAUCAAGAAACAAAAUUAAAAGAAGAAAAUAUUAGUAAAUUAUGUACAAAAUUAAAAGAUAAAGAACUGAGAAAUAAGGCCAGGAAGGUGAUUCAGCGAGUGAAUUCCAAUGCCCAAACUGUAGUACAGUCUGUAAAGAAUUUUGAAAAGCCAGCACCUUCUAUACAAGACGCACAAGUAUCAAAAAUUAUUAAUACUGAUGUAAAAAGAAGUAAUUUAUCGAAUAAGAACAAAGUUGUAAAGAAUCCAUCUGAUGAUAAAGAAUCUAAUAAUGUCCAAGAUAAUUCACAAAACACAAUCAGGAAAGCUCAAAAUACAAAAUUAACCGCGUCCAAAAACCAGAAGUCGCUUUCUGUUCCUACAAAAGUUCUUCCUGAUUCCGAUGUUCCAAGUUCAGAGUCUUCCAGGAUUCAAACAAGGUCAGGAACGCAGAGUGAAGCUGUUGAUUUAGAAGUUCAGACAAAUCCUGCAGAUGUAGUGAAGACAAAAGAAAAUGUUAAUGCAAAAAUUCAAGGCAAUUCUGAUAACAGGAAUAAAACUACAGAGGGAAAUUCAGAUAACUUUGAUACAGAAAGUACACUGUCCGAGAGUGGAAGCGAGCAUAGCAAUCACACAGAAGAUGAGCAGUCAGAAUGGACUGGGAUGAAGUUAAAUGGUGGAAAAGUUAUUUUAAGGAAAGCAAGGUUAAAGUUAGAUAACAAAUGUGUAGGUGGAACCGAAGGACCUUUUUCAACAACAAAUAACAAUAGUGUUACAACUGGAAAUACUAAUUUAGGAUUAACAGGUACUAUUAAAUGUGGAGUUUGUGGUGCUGUGCGAUUUUAUCGAUUCGUAAAACAAGCUCGAAAAUUUGGUAUUCACAGUUGUGAAUCGUGUAGAAAGUUUAUCAGUAAAAUGAUCAAACGACAAGCUUGUGCAAAAUCUACAAAUAGUACUCUACCAAUCCUUCAAUGCCAUAAAGGAGAUGGUUUAUGUUUAGUACCACCUGUUGUGAGAAGUCAGCAAUGGAAUCUCAUGAGAUGCGUUUAUAAAGCCAGAUGUCCAGCAUGUUGGUUGAAAAUGUGUUUGAAAUGUUAUAACAUUCCUUCUUCAUUAAGAACUGGCUUGAAUGCAUUAUUACCACCAAUGAUGAGAGAUCCUUUAAGUGUUCCAUUAUCAUUGAAUCAAGAAGAUACUGACAGUCCAGGUCAAAAAUUAAUAUCUUAUAAGUUAGGCUGGCCCGCAGAAGAUAGUUCAGAAAAGAACUUAUUUAAAUCAGCUAUGAGUUGGAGAAAUAUAGAAAUGGGCCAAAAAACUAGUUAUCAAGGCACUGGUGGUUUUAUGUAUACAAAAUUAGAUAAAUUUAAUCCGAUUACAAAUUUUAUAGUUGAUUCGACGCUGAAUAUAUCGCCUAGUAAAAAAAGAAGAAAAAACAAUAGGAUAAAAGUGAGGAAGAAAUUAAAAAAUCCUAUGUUCUCCUCGCCAUCUUUAAAUCAAUGCCCGCAACCCCUGAGACAGAGACUUGAAUUAAAAGGACCAAGAGUUAAACAUGUUUGCCGAAGUGCAAGCGUUGCUCUUGGUCAACCGAUUGCUACUUUUCCCUCUGUUGAUGGGAAAGAAGAUACUGAAAGCAAUAAGCACAUUCCGAAAACACUAAAGGAAAAUGAUAGGCUAGAGAAAAAAAGUGAUACAAAGGAAAAGGAGCAGCAAAAACAUAACGAUGACAACACUACAAAUACAGUACAACAACCUCAUCCAAAAAGAGGGAAAACGCAACAAAAUAUGUCAGCAUCAAAUCUUCAAAUGGUACCUAAAACAAAUAAUGACACAUUACAUGCAGUAUCUAUAGAUUUUUGGGAACAGUAUGAUCCCGCAGAAGUUGGUGCAAAAGGUUUUGCCCUUAUUGGUUCAGAACUCUUCCAUAUUUCUGCUAUUUGUUAUCUCUGUGGAAGCGCUGGAAAAGAACCACUCAUCCAUUGUCAAUGCUGUUGUGAGCCAUAUCAUGCCUUUUGUUUGGAACCCAGUGAAUGGAAUGCUUGUGCCCAACCAAAUUGGUGCUGUCCUCGAUGUACAAUAUGCCAAUCCUGCCAUCUAAGAUCUGGUCCAAAAUUGUCUUGCAUUCGUUGUCGUCAAUCAUUUCAUCACUCGUGUUUGUCAAAAUCUGGUGUCAGUGCGAGACUUUACAGUCCUGAAAGACCUUAUGUGUGUCAAAGUUGUGUCAAAUGUAAAAGCUGUGGUAGCGAAGGAGUUAAUGUUCAUGUGGGCAACUUACCGUUAUGCUCCAUGUGUUUUAAAUUACGUCAACAAGGAAAUUAUUGUCCUCUAUGUCAAAGAUGUUACAACGAAAAUGAUUUUGAUACGAAGAUGAUGGAAUGUAGCGAAUGUUCUUACUGGGUACAUGCCCGUUGCGAAGGACUUUCCGACGAACGUUAUCAAAUUCUUAGUUAUCUACCUGAUUCUAUUGAAUUCACUUGCAGUCAAUGUUCCUCAAGCCCUAAUUCUAUUUGGAGGAAUGCCAUAGAAGCUGAACUGAAAGCUGGUUUUAUAGGUGUUAUAAAAUCAUUAAGUAAAAAUAGGAAGGCUUGUGCUGCAUUAAAAUGGAGUCCACAGAAAGAGUGUUCGUGCAGGUCUGCUUCCACUAUAAAGAAGUCAGAUUUUUCAGACGAUAAAGUUGAGUCAAACGCAAUAAAUGCUAAAGAAGUUCUCAACGCAGAUGAUUCCGAAGAAUCUGUCAACGAAAAAUCAAAAACUACAGAAUCUACUCUUAAUAAUAAUGUAAAAUCCGAUACAAGCAAAUCAGACGAAGAUCAACCAAGUGAUUGUACUAAUAGAAGAGGUUUAAGACGACUUCGGCAAAAGUUUCAUUUGAAAGAAUGUUCGGUUCGGGUGAAAAAUUGUGCUCUGAAAGAUUCUCAAGAUAAUGACAAGAAAGACUCGGUGAUCCAAGAAAGUUCAAAUAGUAGUUCAAAUGAUUCAGAAUGUCACUGUUCAGAUCAACAAAUUAUCGUUAGGCCCUCGCUCACGUUAAUGUCGGUGAAACAGAAAGUUAAUAAUAACGAAUAUAAAACACUGUCACAGUUCCAUUGUGAUAUGGAACACGUGAUUAAUCGUAUUGCAUCUAAAGAACUUAUUGAUGCUUACCAUGAAAUUUUACGAGAAGUAUUUCCAUGGUUUAGUCCGAAAAAUGCUAAAAGUAAUGUGGAAAAAAGUGAUACAUUAGUAACGACAAAGGAUGUUAAAGAUGACAGUUUAGUUGGAAAGCUUGACGAUUCCAUUCUGGAAGUAUGGAAGGAAGAAGUGAUGAAAGCACCGAAAGCAAUUGCCGCUAAAACAGCAAAUUUAUAUAAUGUUCAUGUUGAAGACAGUAGAUCGUGUUGUUUGUGCAAAGGUUUAGGAGAUGGUGCAGAAACGAAAGAAGGACGUCUCCUGUAUUGUGGACAAAAUGAGUGGGUUCAUUCUAACUGUGCACUUUGGUCCAAUGAAGUAUUCGAAGAAAUCGAUGGUUCUUUACAAAAUGUCCAUAGUGCUAUUUCCAGGGGUCGGUUGAUUCGUUGUUCGGAAUGUGGGAAGAAAGGAGCAAGCGUUGGUUGUUGUGCAAAAAAUUGUAGUAGCACGUUUCAUUAUCCUUGUGCAAGGAACGUUGGACUUGCCUUUAAUGACGAUAAAACAGUAUUUUGUUCUUUGCAUUUAAAUAAUUGUACUCAUAAAACUUUACAGAACGAGAACGAAUUCAGUUUACGAAGACCAGUAUACGUAGAGUUGGAUCGCAAGAAGAAAAAGUAUGCAGAACCGAGUAAAGUGAAAGUUAUGAUAGGUUCAUUGAUGAUUGAUUGUUUAGGUACUGUUAUACCUGAAUACUCUGACACGGUUGAAAAAAUCAUACCUUGCGAUUAUAAAUGCUCUCGACUAUACUGGUCCACAGUAAACCCUUUUAAAAUUGUAAGGUAUUACAUUAGAACAUACAUACAAGUAUAUGUACCAGAAGUCUCUCCCGAUCUAGAACAUAAUGUAACCAUUGAUCAUUCGAAGGAGCAGGAAAAGGAAACUACAUUGGAUACACAGAAAAAUGAAUAUUUGGCUGCGAAACAAACGUUGGAUGCUUUGGUUGAUGCAGUGUGCAACAAAGAAGUUGAUGAAAAUUUGGUGGAACAAAAUAAUACUGAUAUUUUACCUCCAGAAUUAGAGGAAGCUAUAUUUGAAGAUUUGCCGCAUGAUUUAUUAGACGGUAUAUCUAUGCAAGAUAUAUUUCCAAAAAUGACGUACGAAGAUUUUUUGGCGAUGGACUUAAAAAAUGAUGGUACCUUUGCAACUGAUCUAUUCAAAGAUGACAUGUUAACGCCUGAAGUUGACGAAAUUAUAAAACCAACUGAAAACAAGAUAUCAAAGGUAGAUCCUUCUUUGUUGGAGUUAGGACCGCACAACGAUCUUUGGGUUCACUUGGAGACAAAAACGUUUGUUCAAGAUCUGAUGGACGACUUGUUCAGUUCUAAAAAACGUGGAGGUAGGGAGCUGAAGAGAUCCAAAUCAGAAGUGAUGUCAAACAGUCCACUGAUUGUUGGAGGACAAAGGCAUCAUCAACGGUCUUGUAGUUUAACUUGGAGUUGUAAACUGGAUAGUACUUAUGGUCCCAGCAUAAAAAGAAGAAAAUUAUCAAGGAAUUCAAGUAUGACCAAAUCUAGUGAAACAAACGUUACGGUAUUAGAUUCACAGAAUGAACGUCCACCUACUUUGCAUGAGCUAAGAAUUCCAGAGAGUGUAAUGGCCACUGUAGGUAGAGCAAACACACCCAACAUUUUAUCUGAUUCCGUGCGGGAAUUAAAGUAUUGUAUCGAGGAUGCGAGUGGUAUUAAUCGCCGAGUAAUAUCUACUAGUCGUGAAGAAGGAAAGGAACAUAAGCGGCUCUUCUGGCACACGAGGCAACAACCAAGAAUAUUACAAGUUGAUGGUACUGUUGACCCAAGUAGUGCCAGCGAAUGUAGUUCACCGGAAUACAACACUGAAGAGAAAACCACAGAAUUACCUAUGACAGAAGAUUUAUCGAUCCCUCAAUUAGAUGGUAUUAACGACGAAUCCUCCUGUGACAGUAAUGAGUUUACUGUACCCGCUGAAAAAGAUUUUAAUUCGUGCAUGAAACCUUCAAAUGGUUUACGGUCGAAACGAAUAUACGGAUUCAUUAAAUCCCACAUUUCAAAAAAUAAUGAUAAAUCACAGAAAAUCAAAGAAAUUGACAGUUAUUCCACUUGUCAGAAGUAUGGACAUCAAGCCAAGGAAAAUAAUUUGAAGUUAAAUUUAAAAAUUCCUCAAUUAGAUGGUGCUGAUGACAUUUCUAGCGACGACGAGUGCAUAUCACCGAAACAUAUUGAAAAUGAAAGGAUCAAUGUUACUGCUCAGUAUGAUGCACCGUUUGAUCAUAUAGAUCGUCCUGUAACUUGUAAACGAUGCCGUUGUACCUACAGAACACAAGAUAGUUAUAAUAGACAUCUGGCAAACUGUGAUAUCAUGAUAACAAGUGACAGCGAUUCAGAAACUAUGGAUAACAAAUUGGCAUCACCCGAUUCCAGAUUCUCUCCAAGUAUCGGAUCCGUGUCGCCACAGUUUAUUACAUUGUCUCCAUCUGAAGGGCAUACUCUUUCUUCUGACUAUCCAGAUAUGCAAGCCACGUCUCCUUUAGAAGCUUCUGUGCCAUCACCUCAUCCAGCUAUUCAAAUUGAACCGAUAGCACAGGCAAUUAUUACACCACAGAUUCAUACUCAUGCAACUGUGGAAACUGUUCAUCAAACAGUAUUAACAUCUAACGACAUGAUUGUGCAAACACAGUAUACUAGAACAACAACCACAUUACCAAAUGCAACAGUAUUACCGCAAGAAAGUACUGUCCAAAUAACAGAAAUCACAGAUCCGCCAUCUGUUGCAAGUGAUUCUAGCUUGUCACAGAAUUCUCCAGAUAGUGCAAGUACACAGACAAUUCCGAGUCCACAAGUAUCUCCAACAUUUUCAUCUACCGGCGUACAAACUGCGAGCAAUGACUCGCAGACGAAUUGUCAGAUGACAAAAUUGGUCAAAUCAAAAUCUCCAAGAGCACCGAAAUCUCGAGCUAAGGGAAUUAAAACGCAGAUUGUAAAGAAUAGCAUGCAACCCCAUAAUGGACACAACAGAUUUCAACCUAUGCAAAACAAUACUCCGGUUAUACAAUUGCAGCAAACUCAAAGACCGAGCGGGCCAACUGUAAUAUUGCAACAGGUUGCGUCUCCUGGAAUUAUGUCUGCGUACGUUGAAACGCUGCAACAACAGUCAGGACAGAAUCUUCAGUAUGUAACAACAAUUGGUGGUCAACAUGAGGCAGCGUUUAAACCUCAGUUCAUAACAACUAAUCAUUUAGUUCCUGGUGCAUAUAUACAAGCAUCCUCUGAUAAUUUAUUGGCAUUACAAAAUGGAGGUAUAUCAAUAUUACCAGGUGUACAAAUUGCACAAACGCAACCAACGGUUCUAGGAACUAUUAUUCAACAGCAGCCCAAUGCAAUUCAAUGUGGAGUUAUAUCAUCUGAACAACUAUUGUUAAGUUCAACGCCUACAUUAGAAAUGUUUACAGAUUCAACUGGCAGUAUGUUUCUUUCCAACCAACCAAUGUAUUACGGUUUGGAGACUAUUGUGAGCAACACUGUAAUGUCUUCCAGUCAGUUCAUGGCUGGCACAGUACCACAGGUGUUAGCGAGCAGUUACCAAACGACAACGCAAGUUUUUCAAGCAUCUAAACUCAUGGAGCCUAUCGUGGACGUUCAGGCUGUUCCAGGUGUUCCCACUGUGACAGCUGUGCAAUCUGUGCAGAAUGUACCUGGAGUACCUGGAGUGCCUAAUGUACCUAACGUUGCUAAUGUACCCAGUGUAUCCAACAUACCCAACAUAGCUAGCAUACCCAGCGUAUCUAGUAUAACCAAUGUACCUAACAUCCCUAAUGUACCCACCAUUCCAACUAUACCUACCGUACCCUCUGUAUCCAAUGUACCUAAUGUAUCCAAUAUUCCAAGCAUAACAAAUAUAUCCAAUGUAUCCAGUGUACCUACCGUUCCCACAGUGCCCACAUUACCUAAUGUACCCAGUGUACCUAGCAUACCUAGUGCAUCUGGUAUACCAAAUAUACCAAGUGCAGCUAACGUAUCAAAUGUACCUAAUGCAUCUGGCGUACCUAACGUGCUCGGUGCACCAAGUAUACCUAGUGUACCAAAUAUAUCCAAUGUAUCUGGUAUACCUGGUGUACCCAAUGUACCUACAACACCUAGUGUACCUGGUAUACCUAAUGUACCUAGCGCAUCCAAUGUGUCCACUAUACCCAGUGCACCUACUUUACCCAGUACUUCUAAUGUAACUAACGUACCAGCUGUACCUAAUGUUCAAAAUGUAUCCAGUAUGCCCAAUUUGCCAUCUAGUGUGGGAAAUAUGCCUGCAGUACCCGGUGGUUAUGUUGUAGUAAAUCAAACAGCACCUCUAACAGAAUCUAUCGUAACGCCACAGAUUAAUAUGUCUGCAACAUCCGAACAAAGCUUCGCUUCAGCCACGUGUAACACCAUAUUGCCUGUAUCGUGUCAAAGUGUCGUAGAACCAGUGACGUCUAUACAACUAUCAGACACGUGCCCAUCUGAGCCUCAAGCUGUGACCAGAGUAACAUCGUCGCCCAAGUUAUUGCAAAACUCAAUACCGACUAUACCAAGAGUCGCUGUACGUCCUAGUCCAGUGUCUAACUCUGUUACUCAACUGAACAAUGGACCAUGGAAAAUCACAGAACCGUUAUUUGGUUCAGAACAGAUGAUGAAUAAUAGUGUCCGACCAUACUUUGACUCUAAACAUGUAUCAGAGAAUACCAGCAUGAUAAAGUCUAGCAUAUCAUCUAAAAUACCCCCAUUACCUAAUCACUGUAUAACGCAAAGGGAUAUAAUUGUAAAUAAGUUAAGCCAUGAUGUAAAUAGUGUGCAUAAUAAUUAUAGUAAUACGGUACCGAAUUCAAACAACAUUAAUGUAAGUACAAGUAAUAAUCCAGUUAUUACCAGCUCGUGUAUACAAAAUAAGAUAACAAGCAACGUACCAACGAGCCGACCGAUGAAUAGAGUAUUACCCAUGCAAGCUGUGACCCCUAAGCAAGACACGACUAAGGCAAUGCAGAAAACAGAAAUGAUCAUAGAAGAACCGACGAAGCCUGAAAUAAAGCCGGCAGAACCGGAGCCAAAACUUACAGAAUCAAAGAAGCAAAUCGUCGAAGCUGUUGCGCCGACAGUCAAGAAACCACCUGAAACGACUAUAAGCGACAUAAAUGAUACCCUGAAAUUAAACACAGAGACUAUAGAGAAGGUGAAGGAAAAUCUGAAAUUGGAACUGGAUAAAGAGAAACUGCAAAAUGCAUCCUUGAAAAUAGUAUUACAGAAGCAGCUACAAGAUGGUUCUUAUAAAAUCACUCACAACAUGAAAGCGGUGACACAAAACAAGAAGUCUCCUCAGGUAACCUCUGUAGAGAUAUUACCAACAAAACAGGUACCUCAGAUAGCUUCUUUGCAGCUGUUACCUAUUAAAACAUUUACCUUGAAGGCAAACAAAAUCGAUGAGAAAGUGAAACCAAUAGAUAAUAAAUUCAACAUAUUGAAAACAAAGGUUCCACCGGUUGCUGUCAAGAAGCCAAGAAUGAUCAGCAAGUCGAUUAAAUCCGUACAAUCGAAUUUACAAAAUACACAGACACAGAAACCCUCUUCGAAAGGACCAAUGUUAAUGUAUGAAAUAAAAUCACAGGACGGAUUUACCCAUACUGCUUCAUCAAUGGCUGAAGUAUGGGAGACUGUGUUUCAAGCUGUUCAAAGUGCUCGAAAGGCUCAUAACUUACCUCCGUUGCCUCAUAACCCUCUUACUGAAAAUCUAGGCUUGGAAAACAACGCUACAGUGUACUUGGUGGAACAGCUACCAGAUGUGAAUAAGUGUACCAAGUAUAAACCUAGGUUCCACAAUUUAACACCACCUAAGCCAGGAGAAGCGGAGAAUGACCUACCAACAGCAUGUGAUAAUGGUGCUGCUCGUGCAGAACCAUUCAAAGGAAGGAAGGUUCAUGACAUGUUUAGUUGGCUGGCAUCUAGGCACAGGCAGCAGCCAAAACUGAUUGCUAUCUCAGAAGCUGAAUCCAGACGAGUGGCAAGCACAAAUUUGCCAAUGGCCAUGCGGUUCAGAAUACUUAAAGAAACAUCAAAGGAAUCAGUUGGAGUAUAUCAUUCUCACAUACACGGCAGAGGUUUGUUUUGUUUAAGGGACAUUGAAGCUGGAGAAAUGGUUAUUGAAUACGCUGGUGAGGUAAUUCGAGCCUCCUUAACUGACAAACGGGAGAAAUAUUACGAUAGUAAAAACAUAGGAUGUUACAUGUUCAAAAUCGACGAUCAUCUAGUCGUUGAUGCUACGAUGAAAGGAAACGCAGCUAGAUUCAUUAACCAUUCGUGCGAGCCAAACUGUUAUUCGCGAGUGGUAGACAUCCUAGGUAAGAAACACAUUUUGAUUUUUGCUCUGCGUCGCAUUAAUCAGGGGGAAGAGUUAACGUACGACUACAAGUUUCCCUUCGAAGAUAUCAAGAUUCCAUGUACCUGCGGUUCACGCAGAUGUCGUAAAUACCUCAAUUGAGACUGCGUAUACAGCUAUUCUAAGCAAACGAUACGUGCUAUAAUUACCGAGCGCUUUGGGAUAGGAUUCAUUUUAUUGAACGUUAUUCAUUUAAUCAUCAAACUAUUUUCAGAGAUUGCAGCUUUUUAUUACUAUAAAGGAAAUAGAUAUAUUAGAAGGCCAGAAUAUAGUACACGAGAAAACAUUCGCGUUAUGACAAUGUUACUUCAAACAGCUACGAUUCGUAGUUGAUUUUAAGGAGUCUACUUAUAGCAAUAAACAAUUGAACGUGUCCUGCUUUCUCUAUCCGAAUGAAUCUCUUAUCACUUGGAGAUUCAAGAAAGUGUUACUUUUAUCCACACACAUAUACAUAUACACACACACAAUACACAGUACAUAUGUGCUUUAAUGCACUUCUUUUAGACUCUACUUUAUUAUCUACUAUUGAGGCUUAAGUGUACAAGUUAUCGUCACUUUACACUAAAUCCAAAACGCUUUCUAGCAUGUACGUUUCUUCUCUGUAUACUCUUAAGUUAGGGUUUGAACGAAUUCGACGUGUAAUUGGACCAAAUUGAUACAUGAAAUUCGACAAAAGUGUAUAGCACAAAAUCGACGUACUUAGAGGGACAACCAUAGCGUUUCCCACGACCGUGACUUAACACGAUUAACCCUUUCAGGCACGAAAGGCCAUUAUAAUGGUCGUUCAAUAAAUCUAAAUAUCUGUAUCAUUCGAACGACCACUGUAAUAGGUGCCUGCACGAGUAAAGUCAGGUUACUGAUAAAGUUCUGACGAUUGUUAAGAUUAAAAAAGGAACAAUGCUAUCGACAUUUCUUCUUGUACAAAAACGAACUUUAUCCGUGACAAAGGUGCACCGGAAAGGGUGAAAUGAAACGGUCGUUCAACGAAUGAAACUUGUGAAUCAGAGGCACAGGGAUAUAGUUAAAUAUAUUUUUAAAUAUUUUAUGUAAAUCUACAUUUAGUGUACAGUGUACGAUUAACUUCGUGACAUUUCAUGUCUGAUGUAGGGCCAGAUCUUCAAAUGUUCUUUGUAAAUUAUGUAAUUGUUAGAGUUAGAGACAUUGUCCUUGAUGUAAGUACCAGCUACCAGUACUAACUUAAGAUGGUAAUUUAGACACUAAGGAAGAAAGAAAGAAAAAAAAUUGAUAAUGAGUGUGAGGGGAAGAAGGAACAGUUUCCUUUCAAGCAUUCAGGAUACUGUUCGAAGGCGUACCUACUUUGGCAGACAUUGAUGAUAUUUUAAGUCUUACGGUAGUGACCAAAAACACAUUAAAACGAAAAAAUCCAAAAAAAAAAUCAUAAGAAAAGAAACGGGAAACAAAAGGUUGCUUCCCAAACAAAAAAUGUAAAGUAUAUUCAUUCGAAGAUGAACGACUUUACGUACUGCGCAAUAUAUUAUUUUGAUACGUGUUUUUUUUUAUAGAUCUUUUUGAACAGUGCACCCACGCGUUUGUGCUUCCGCCUUGCCAAUAUUACAAUAAUUAAUCUCAUUACUUUAUUUUUAUAGAGAAACUUCUCUUCUUCUUCUAUCUUUUUUUAUUUUACAAAAGCUCCACCGCUGAUCAUGAAAUCUUUUGUAAGCUUACGUUCAUACAAAAUGUAUAAAUGAAAAGAUAAAGCUAAUAAUAAUAAUGAUAAUAGUAAUAUUAACGAUUAGACGAUUGUUUCGAGUGAACUUUUCUAGAAUAUUUCUAGAAAACGUUUGUGAUAUUUUCCCACACUGGGAGAAGUUAAUUGUGAAUGAGAAAAGAACGUUCUUUAUAAGGAAUGUAUUUUCAGACUUUUUACGGAUAUACAUGAAUGUGUUAUGUGUGUCCGUGAAAAAAAAAAGAAACAAAAAGCACCUUUCUGUGAAAUGCAGUUUUGCCUUACCUUUAAUGUACCUACGCUUGAAACCCGGUGAUAGAUAUUUAGAUGUACCCUCAUGAACGAUGACUUGUAUUCAAAAACGACAAAAAGAAAAAAAUAACAAGCUAAUUGUGUCUAUCGCAUCCAUAUUAAGCUAUGAUAUAAAAAAAAAGGUAUUUUUAGUGCGGUCAAUCAAUUUCUGCCGAGGUGGUUGUCCCUUGAAAAUUUUUUGGUGCUCCAUGAACACCGUUAAGUGCACUUUAAAGCGAGAAAUAAGAUGACGACGAUGAUGGUGAUGAUGAUGAUGAAAAAAGAAAAAUAAAAAAAAGAAAUGGCCUAGAGUAAGAGAGAGAGAAUAAGGAUGGAAGUGGAGAAAGAGUGUUUUAAAUAAAUUAAGAGAGGAAUAAACGCGAAUUUUAUUUAAAUAUUGUAUAAACGAGAGUGAAAUGAUGGCAGGAACAUUAUUCGAGCACGCGAAGUUUUUUAAGCAACGUUUGUCGGUCGUGCAACAAUUUUUUUAAUCGGCCUGGUUUGGUACAAAAUGCGUAUGAUGAUUUGUAAAAAGUUAUAGAAGAAGAAAAAAAAGAAAAAAAGAAAAAAAAUGAUAGGACGAGGGAUAUGAAAAAAAAAAAAUGGAAACACGUUCUGGUCACGAGAAAUUGCCAUUUUUCUUUAGGUAUUUUUCUUUUUUUUUUUUUUUAAAUACACCGAAAAAUGAAUAUUGUUAAUAUAAUGAUGAUUAAUUAAUUAAUAAUCUGUAAAGAUGGAGAAGGAAAAGGAAACAAAAUGAGGUAAUUAACGACGUAAGAAUGGUAAUUUUUACUUGAAGAAUAUAAUAGCAAUGUUAGAUAUUUUAUUGAUAUUUAUUAUUACUUAUAUUACACGGAUGACGGUUCUAGGGUUAUAACGAAACAAUUAAAAACUAAUUGAAUUUAUAAUAAACAUGAUUUUUAGAGAGCAUAGUGCCGCACGAUGGUCUAAAUAUUGUUGAAAUAAUAUAAACGCCAGCUUCUUUUUUAAUCGAUUGAUUUUUCUCUUUUUUCUUUUUUUAAUCUCAUAUAAUUGUUAUGACACGACAUCACCGCGAAUGAAUUUUUUCUGGGGAUAUACAUAUAUGUGUAUUACACACACACACACAUAUAUAUAUAUAUAUAUAUAUAUGAAAUAUAAAUAUAGAUGGUGAGAUUCGUUAUACAUUAUAUUCCCAUGGCAAGAUUAAUGAAUUAAUUACACGGUGAUUGUAAUAAUAGUCUAUAAUGAGUAUAUUUACACGUGUCGAUAGACGAAUUAAGAACAUUGUUUUCUAUUUUAUUUAUAAAUCCAUUGAAAUACUUUUACGCUCCGCGGAAGAUUUAAAAAGAAAAGAAAGAAAAAGACAACAUAGCUUUUAACAAAUCAUACUUUGACAAACUCGAAUGGAACAAAGCGUAUACCUCUGUUGUAUUUUUUCUUUUCUUUUUUCUCAAUAGAUUCUUGGAGCGUGUACAAGGCUUGUUUAGUAUUACGCAUCAUUAUUAUUAUUACGAUUAAUUAUAAUCUAUACACGAGAUGAUAGAAAAGCAUAAUACAUCACCACUCAAUCAUAUUGUGCACCACCAGUUUGUUUACUACACCAGUCAGCACCCACUUAUUUUUUUUUCUUCAAAAAGUGAUUCGAACACACAAAAUUUGAUACAAGUAUAUACAUGUGUAAUCUUGAAAAUUUCGAUAUGCAUUGGCGUCCAUAAGUAUUAGGACACAAAUUUUUAUUUUUUAUUCAAAUACGAAUAAAUUAUUAGAAAUGAUGUGGAAUGUAAUUAAGAGGAUAAAGGGUUCGAGAUUGAGUUAUGCUGACUUUCUCGGUAUUUUGCGACCCUUAGCUUGUUCUGGGAUCUUUCGGGUAUUUCGUUGGCUCUCCCUGGCUCUCCCUAGCUUUCCCUGGCUCUCCCUAGCUCUUCCUGGCUCUCCUCAGCUUUCCUUGGCUCUUCCUAGCUUUCCUUGGUUCUCCGGUCCUUUCAUAGUCUCUAGUUCUUCCUAAGACCACCUCGAAUUAUCUCUGACUCCCUAGGUCCCUUAGGUCCAAAUCUUUCCCUACAUCUUCCCCCGAGGUCCCAGCUUCUCCUUUAAUCAAAAGUCUACUGCAUUCGAAUGUACUUCCAAAUUCUAAUGGUAACUAUGUAACAAAAAAUUGGAGAUGUACUUAAUUCAUUAAAAUCGUAUCCUAAUACUUAUCCUAAUACUUAUGGACGACAAUGUAAUUGUACGUAUACUUCGGGUAAUUGAAAGUGUUGGACAUAGGUUUUUUGGUAUGAUGACGAGUGGUUAAGUUCAAUCAUGGAACUUAUUUUGUUACGACAAUUUCAAAAUUAUCGCAGCGUUGCAUACUCUUGUAAUUAUAGGGUUUCAUCUCCAGGGGCGGAUCCAAAAGUUGUACUCUUCAGGAGAGAUAUACAUGAAUCCUUUGCACGAUGUUUGUCUAAAUUCGGUGAUAAUGUUCAGAGGAAUUAUUUAUGCAUUAUAUAAAAUUGAGAAGAGAAAAGUAAUUUUAUUUUGUAAUACGAAUUAAUUUGUUGCGGAGACUCCAUUGUAUCCUCUCUGGAUCCGUCACUGUUCAUCUCUUCGGCUCCUUGUAAAAAAGAAAGAGAAAUUGAAGAAUUAACUGAUUGAAAUGUAAAACGCUUUUAAAAAACACGUAUUAACAUAAAAUACUACUAUUAGAAUUUUGAAUAUUGUACUUGUUUGUGGAAGAAGGAAGAAGUAAAAAAGAGAUAAGUAAUACUAUUGAUAAAUUAAAAAAAGAAAAGGAAGAAAGGGAAUGGAAAGGAAAAUUGAAAAAAAUUGUCUGUGAUUAUCAGUCAUAAUAAUCUUUAGGUCGACAUAUUUUUUAGAGAAUAUUUUUUAGCAAAUUACAAAAUUUAUGAUAUACCCCUAUUAUUGAUAUGAUAUUGGAUCAGAAACACGCUAUGCAUAAUAAUUAUUAUAAAAGAAAAAGAAAAAAAAAGAAUUGAAACUGUAAAAGUUGCAAACUGUUUAAAUAUAGAAUUAUGAAUAGUUGAGAUCGAUGGCUGUUGUAAAAUAUUCAGUGUUUGGACAAAUAAUUAUUAAAACUAUUUAUAAUAUAAUAUAUAUAAAUAUAUAUAUACUAAUUAUAUUGCAUAUUAAUUAGUAGCGUUUCUAAUCUCUUUUUUGCGUUCAAAUAUUCAUCAGAAAUAGAUUAUUAGAAAAAUAAAGAUUGGUCGAUGACCCACAAGAUGAAAAUUUAAAUAAAUAAAUAACUGAAUAAACGAAGAGAUGCUGCGGACAAAAUGGGACGUGUAAAAAAUUGUCGUUAUAAAAAAUCCAUCUGUAGACAACUUAUUGAAGUAAUCAAGUAACGUUUACAUUAACCAGAUGAUAUGCAUACCACAUAGAAAAAUGAAAAACACAUAACCGCUUUCAUUACACACACGUACAUACAUACACAUACAAAAAAAAGAAGAGAGAGAGAGAGUGAGAGUGAGAAUGAAAGAAAGAGAGAAUACACCCACACUCCCUGUACACCCAUGUUUUGUAAUUAAAUGUUUUGUUAGUAUUAUAUGAGAAAUUAACAAAAUAAAAACACAAAUGGAAGUAUA